AUGUCUGUGAAGUACGGUAUCAAGAUUGAUGCCGCGGCAUACAAGGAGCUGGCGGAUACGCAGUGGGGUCAGAUCCGCAAGGAAGCGGAUGAGGUCAAGGCAAUGCUUCAGGGAGGCCAGAACACGGCGGUGGCUAUGGACAUCGAUGGCCUUGGUGUUGCUGCAGACGUUGCUGCGGAUUCAGCUUUGGUGCAGAUUGCGUCCCCCACUCCCGUUCUGCUUUCACAGCUUGAGGCCCAGACUAACAACUCGACAAUCGUCUGGGAGAACAUCGGCAAGCUGCAAAGGCUUACUUACACUGAAGAUAUCUCAUUCAGAGCAUCAGGAAUGCCUACACCCAGACGGCCGCGCUCCAUUACGGGACCGUUGAGCAGAUCAACACGCUGGCUCUUCUGCAGAGCACCCCGCGCAAAUAACCUAGCCAGUGGCAAGAUCUCUCCGCAUGUCUUCCUCAAGGGUACCUUCAGCUCAGUCUCCAUGGCACGCAAGCAAUCUGCUCGUGUCAAGUCGCAGCUUUCCAACUCAUCUGCUGAACUCAGCGGUAAACUCAAGCUUGUGAAGGCGUCCAUCGGAGAACUGAAGAAGGCCAUCUCAAGCGCCAACAUCGAUCUCGCUCGCCGCGACAAGGCCUAUCGCGACAAGGUCACCGGCAUCAUUGUUGAAGGAUGCUUGACCGGCUUCGCUACUGGCGGAUUGGUCGCUGCUGCUGCGUUUGCUGCUUAUUCAGGGGUUGCUAUCGCUUCCAUUCCUGCCCUUCUCGCAGCCGGCGGGGUUGUCUUUGGCAAGGAUGGCGACAAGAAGGGAGACAAGGAAGAAGACAAGCCGGAAGGUAAUGCUUCCAAUGGAACCAAGGCUGCCAACGGCACCAACGGCACCAACGGCCAUGCGAAGCCCAAGGUCGACUCGGAGGAGGAGGAGGUUCCUGAGGAGGCUGGAGACAAGAGUGAGGAUACUGCUGCGCCCGCCAAGAAGACUGAAAAGGAAAUCCCCAUUCAGAAACGCGUGGAAGCCGCCCAAGACACCUGGACGGCACUUAGCGGAGUUCUCCGCACGGUGAAGGAUGCCGCCAGCGGAACGGAGCUCGGCAAGGCGCUAUUCAACAAGAUGAGUCUCCAGGAACUCGGCAUGCUUGUGCAGUUGGUCAAGACAGCUAUCGUCGUCAUGGAGCGCUCUGUGGCGGCGGUGGAACACCUCUCGCAGCCACUGGAGGACCUGCUCUCCAGCGUGGCUCAAAUGGCUGACAUUCUGUCCGACAUGGAUACUCGUUGCAGCCAAUACCAGGUGAAGAAUGCUGGUGCAUCACUCCAAUUUGGCAAGGAAGAGGCCGAGACGAUUAAGGCCCGCUGGGCUGAGGUUGGUGACGCCGCUGAGGCUUGGUUGGAUGUCUUCAACGCGCAGCGCAUCUCUCCUAUUACCUACACUGUUGUUUGA
Verticillium alfalfae VaMs.102 is the source of this 1431-nucleotide messenger RNA. RefSeq lists its product with no specific name. The transcript is spliced from 2 exons. Lineage: Eukaryota; Fungi; Ascomycota; Sordariomycetes; Glomerellales; Plectosphaerellaceae. The coding region runs from base 1 to 1431 and encodes 476 amino acids. The record is from RefSeq and is a predicted model, not a curated record.